Lepus europaeus (European hare) is the source of this 1576-nucleotide messenger RNA. It is a transcript of the gene SLC66A1, whose product is annotated as solute carrier family 66 member 1. Lineage: Eukaryota; Metazoa; Chordata; Mammalia; Lagomorpha; Leporidae. The record is from RefSeq and is a predicted model, not a curated record. Bases 134 to 1024 code for a protein of 296 amino acids. The transcript has 8 exons.
CCGGCGGGGCGGCGGCGCCAGGUCAGCUGACCCAGAGCGCGAGCUGAACCCGGAGGCCGGGUCCCGCGGCCGGCGCUAGCGAGAGCCCUCCUCUCUGCUCGCCCCCCGGGCUGGGGGCUCCCGGUCCGCAGCCAUGGUCUGGAGGAAGCUGAGCUCUGGCAACUUCUCCAGCUGCCCCAACGGCUCCCGCCAGUGGAUCUGGGAUGUGUUCGGCGAGUGCGCCUACGACGGCUGGGACGAGGCCAGCGUGGGCCUGGGCCUGAUCUCCAUCCUCUGCUUCUCAGCCUCCACCUUCCCCCAGUUCAUCAAGGCCUGCAAGACCGGCAACAUGGACCAGGCCCUGUCCCUGUGGUUCCUCCUGGGCUGGAUCGGCGGAGACUCCUGCAACCUCAUCGGCUCCUUCCUCGCUGACCAGCUGCCCCUGCAGACCUACACGGCCGUGUAUUACGUCUCGGCGGACCUGGUGAUGCUGACGCUGUACUUCUACUACAAGUUCAAGAAACGCCCCCCUCGGUUGUCUGUGCCCAUCAACUCCGUGCUGCUGUUCGUCAUGGGGACGGUGUGUGUUGUGCCACUGCUGAGCAGUGCUGGGCCCGUGGCCGCCCGGCCGGAGGUCUUCCAGGGACGGACACUGCUGUCUGUGGAGCCAGGCAAUAAGCCCUUCACCCGGCAGGAGGUCAUCGGCUUCGUGAUCGGCUCUGUCUCCAGCGUGCUCUAUCUGCUCUCCCGGCUGCCCCAGAUCCGCACCAACUUCCUGCGGAAGUCCACCGAGGGGAUCUCCUACUCCCUGUUCGCCUUGGUGAUGCUGGGGAACACGCUGUAUGGGACGAGCGUGCUGCUCAAGAACCCCGAGGUGGGCCAGAGCGAGGGCAGCUACCUGCUGCACCACCUGCCCUGGCUCGUGGGCAGCCUCGGGGUGCUGCUGCUGGACACCGUGAUCUCCGUCCAGUUCCUGCUGUACAGGAACCACGCUGCCGCCACCUCCACUGCCGUCGCAGAGCGCGAGCCCCUGCUCCCGAGCUGAGCAGCCCCCGGCUGGGCCCAGGAUGACGGAGCCUUCCACGUGCCGCAGCCAGGCAGGGAGGGGUGUGGGCGCUGCUGCUGUCCCGGGGCCCAGCUGCCUCUCCACCGAGCCCCGGCCUCCCAGUCCCUGGGAGCCUUGGCGGCGGGGCUGCCCCUCACACCCACCUACCUCAUGGUGCCUGUGCGCCCCCUGGGGGCCCCUGGCUGGCCUGUCAGUCCCUGGGUGCGCGGGCCCUGCUGCCUGGGAGCCGCUAGGGGGCGUCCUGUCUGUAGACCGUGUGGGCCGCUAGGGGGCGUCCUGUCUGUAGACCGUGUGGGCCGCUAGGGGGCGUCCUGUCUGUAGACUGGGCCGCUAGGGGGCGUCCUGUCUGUAGACCGUGUGGGUCGCUAGGGGGCAUCCUGUCUGUAGACUGGGCCGCUAGGGGGCGUCCUGUCUGUAGACUGUGUGGGCUGCUAGGGGGCGUCCUGUCGAGGUGUCUGUAGACUGCUUCUCUGGGCCAGCUUGGUGGCAGGCCCCACCCUGGGCGCUGGGGACGCUUCCGCACGAGGGGGC